AUGGCAGGGCGGGAUGGGAGCUCUGCAGAGCGUGACUCGAGAUCGGAUGGGGGUUGGGAUGAGUAUGGGGAUGAGUAUGGUGAGGAGGAGGGGAGAGAGGGGAGGGACGGGAGGGACGAGAGGGGAGGGAGGGAAGGGAGGGAGGGGAUAGAGGGACAGAUAGGGAAGGAUGAGAGGGAGGAGGAAGAGCAGGAGGAGCAGGAGGAGGAGGAGGAGGAUGUUUUUCCAGUAGCCACACCCCCUGCUCUUGCAAGAAAUUCGACUAAGGAAAAACAGAGGCCGGUCCAACGAUUGCAGAAGCAGGAGGAGGAGGUGGAGGAGGAGGAGGUGGAGGAGGAGGAGGUGGAGGAGGUGGAGAAAGAGAGAGAUUUAUGGGAGGAGGAAGAGGAGAAGGGGAAUAAGGAAAGGGAUUUAUGGGAGGAGGAGGAGGGCAUGGGGGAUGAGGAAAGAGAUGGGUGGCAAGAGCAGCCAACGGAGAAGCAGCAGAAGAGGCACGGGCAGCAGCAGCAGCAGCAGCAGCAGGAGGUAAAGUUGGGGGAGGAAGAGGAUGAGAAAGAAAGAAGAUUAUGGGAGGAGGAGGAGGAGAAGGAUUAUGAGGAAAGGAAUUUAUGGGAGGAGCAGCAAGAGAAGGAUAAGUGGGGUCGGCAAGAAAGGGACGAGUGGGGGCAACAGAGAGAGAGAGAGCAAGGGUUAGGGCAAGGGAAGCAGCAAGAACAGCGAAGGCAGCAGCACCAGGCGCAAGAAGAGGGGUAUCCAGAUGGCGGUUACAGGAAAAAUGGGUUUAGGGCAGCAGACAAUGGGGGGUACAACGAGGGCGAUCGGUACAAUGACUCUAACAACCAUGCUUAUAACGAGGACGACAGUUUCAAUGACAGCAAGAGCUUUGAUAGGACCGAGUCUUACAAUCAGAAUGAGGGUUACAAUAGGAGUAAGGGUUAUAAUGGAGACGGGGUGUACAGUGGUGAGGAUGUGGGGAGAAUUCGAAGAGAAGGCGAGAGGGGGGAAGGGGAGGGAGAAGAGGAGGAGGAGGAGGAGGAGGAGCAUCGUGAUUUGGAUGAUGAGGAGGAGGAGGAAGACGAUGAUGAUUCUGAUGAUGAUGAUGAUGUUGCGAUAGCUGUAGCUGCAGAUGCCAUAGCCCUCGAUGUGAACGGGCGGGAGCAUGGGAUGAGGGAAAGAAACUCUUACUCACACGCACAGGGGUUUAAGGAGCAAGGAAGAGAUGAGUCAGGCGAGAGGGCGUGGGAGGUGGAGGAGGGGGAGGAGGAAAGGCGAUCUUGGGUGGGUGGGCAGGAGGGGGGAGGGAUGAAUGGAGCUGGAGGGGUGAGUGGUGCUUUCAGGGAGUUAGGUGGUGGGAUGGCGCAGGAUGGGGAGGAGGAGGUGAAGGGGAAGGGCAAGAAGGGGAAAGUCAAGGGUGAGAAGGUUAAGAAGGUCAAGAAGAAAGUAAAGGAGGAGAAGGAGAAGGAGGGGAAGGAAGGGAAGGAAGGGAAGGAGGGCAAGGGGAAGAAAGUAGUAAAGGUGAAAAAGCAGGUGAAGGAGAAGGAGGGGAAGGAGAAGGAAGGGAAAGAGAAGGAAGGGAAGGAAAAGGAGGGGAAGGUUGAGAAGGUGAAGAAGAUUAAGAAGAAGCUGCAACUGCAGCAGCCUUUGCAGCAGGAACAGGACGACGGGGAAAUUUUCGACCGUCAGAGGGAGCAGUACAAGCGAUCUCAGUCGUUAGAUCACGGCAAGCAUGCCGCCCAGCUGGCAUCAGCUUCGGAACAUGCCCUGCCACACAAUCUGAGCUUCGUGUCGCCGCCACAUCAUCAUGCGAAUCAAAUCUCCACCCCGCACCGUGUGUCGCCGCCCAGUAACAUCUGCAUGCCGCCCCACCAUGUGUCGCCGCCCAGUAACAUCUGCAUGCCGCCCCACCAUGUGUCGCCGCCCAGUAACAUCUGCAUGCCGCCCCACCACGUGUCGCCACCGGCCGAUCGCGUCUUCCCGCCGCCCAAUCACGUCUCCCCGCCCCAUUAUGCCGGCAUGCAACAACAUGCAUCACCGGCCAAUCACAUGCCUCCAGCAUACUACUCGGCCUCAUCGCCACGUCAUCACGGCAUGGGGCAAGGCAUGGGGCAAGGCAUGGGGCAAGGGAUGGGGCAAGGGAUGGGGCAAAGCACAGGUUAUGGCAUGGAGCAUGGGGUUGAAAUGAUGACAGCAACAGGCAAUCAUGGCAGGAUGGGGAGCGAUAUGAGCCAAGGCAUGGGCUAUGGCAUGGAGCAUGGGGUUGGGAUGGUGGCAGCAACAGCGCAUCCGCAGCAUGGCCGGAUGGGGAGCGAUAUGAGCCAUGGCAUGGGACAUGAGCAGGAAUUCCAUACCCCCUAUGGGGUAGGCAUGAUGGCAGCAGCAGGGCAUCAUGGUAGAAUGGGAAGUGACAUGAGUCACGGCAUGGGGCACGAGCAGCAGGAAUGCCAAACUCCCUAUGGGUUAGGUAUGAUGGCAGCAGCAGGGCAUCAUGGCAUAAUGGGGAGUGACAUGAGUCAUGGCAUGGGGCACGAGCAGCAGGAAUGCCAGGCUUCCUAUGAGCAACCUCAGAAAGCGUUCGGGGCACAACGAGCGGCUUUCGAGGCGCCUCCGAAGCAGGGGUGGGAUUCGAGGCGUGGCGGGGGGGGGCAUGGGGAACAGAGGCAGCAGAUGGGGGUUGGGAUGGGUGAGGAGGAGAUAAACAGCGGUAAUGAUGCACGGGCGGCGGACAGGUGGCGGAACGUGAUAGGCCGGCCGUUGGAGCGGGUGGAGGAGAGAUAUGAGAUGGUGGGGGAGGUGCUGGGGAGGGGGUACUUUGGGGAUGUGGUGGUGUGUCGGGAGCGGCGGACAGGAGAGUAUAUGGCGUGUAAAGUGAUCAAGAAAGCAAACAUCAUGAGCGAGGAUGAUGCAGAGGACGUGAUGAACGAGGUGGCAGCGCUGGACACGGUGCGCGGGCACCCCCAUAUUGUGCAACUCGUGGAGACCAUAGAGGACGAACAGGUGGGUGCUUUGGGUGAGGAUAGAGGAGGGGGAGAUGGGUGCUGCUAUGAGACAGUAGGGGACGUGAUGAAUGAGGUGGCGGUGCUGGACUCAGUGCGAGGCCACCCCGACAUCGUGCAGCUCACAAUAGAAGACGUGAUGAACGAGGUAGCGGCGCUGGACACGGUGCGCGGGCACCCCCAUAUUGUGCAACUCGUGGAGACCAUAGAGGACGAACAGGUGGGUGCUUUGGGUGAGGAUAGAGGAGGGGGAGAUGGGUGCUGCUAUGAGACAGUAGGGGACGUGAUGAAUGAGGUGGCGGUGCUGGACUCAGUGCGAGGCCACCCCCACAUCGUGCAGCUCGCGCCUCAAAAGGAGUCGGUGCGAGGGCACCCUCAUAUUGUUCAACUCAUGGAAAGAGUGGAGGACGAGCAGGUGGGUGCUACUAGGCAGGUGAAUCGUGGUGGAGGUGGCAACAUUAGACACGGUACCUCAUCCUCCACCUCUGUGAGGGCGGCACACUGCAGCAAGCCGUCCGGAACCAAGCGUUCUGGGGCGCUGUUAGACUUUGCCCCUGUUUGCAUCUCCCCUUCAAAUCCCUCCUCCCCCCGUCCUUCCCCUCACUUCAACCCCCAGGCCGCCAUCUACCUCAUCCUCGACCUCUGUGAGGGCGGCACACUGCAGCAUGCCAUCGGCAAUCAAGGCUUCUGGGGCAUUGUUUGCUCCCUCUCAGAUAUUCUCCCCGUUGUCUCCCUCCCCAUCUCUCUCCCCCUCUCCCAGGCCAUCUACCUCAUCCUCGACCUCUGUGAGGGCGGCACACUGCAGCAUGCCGUCCGGAACGAAGGCCCCUUGAACGAGCGGCGGGCGGCGGCGGUUUGUCAGGGAGUGGCGGCGGCGCUGCAGUGGUGCCACGGGUGUGGGGUGAUGCACCGCGAUGUGAAGCCGGAUAAUAUUCUCCUCGUGCGGCGCGGGGAUGAUACCUACGUCAAACUCGCCGACUUUGGAAUAUCCCUCUUCUUCCAGCAAGGUGUGUCCUGCAGGGAGACAGUGGGGUCAGCCGCGUUUAUAGCUCCAGAAAUGCUGCAGCACUCCUACUCCCACACAGUCGACGUCUGGUCCCUCGGCUGUGUGCUCUUCUUCCUCCUCGCGGGGGUCGUGCCCUUCCGAGGCGCCUCCAAGGAGGAGACGUUCGAGCGAAUCAUGGAGUGCCACGUGGACAGGGCCUUGCGGUUACCGCCGUGGCCGAGAGUGUCUCCCGGAGCGAAGGACCUGGUGCGGCGGCUGCUGACAAGGGACCCGCGUGAUAGAAUCACCCUUGAAGAAGUUCUUCGCACUGGCAGUCCUAGCAACCUCCCUCUGUCUGUGACCAUCUGUCCCCUCUCUUCCUUGCCCCACCCGAUCCCUUCCCCACCUCCCUUGCUCUCGUUUGUGUUGUGUCACAUUUCUGCAGGUCACCCAUGGAUCACCGGCAACUAG
Molecule: messenger RNA, 4449 nt
Organism: Closterium sp. NIES-65
Lineage: Eukaryota; Viridiplantae; Streptophyta; Zygnematophyceae; Desmidiales; Closteriaceae
Source: the annotation of a GenBank genome assembly